Molecule: messenger RNA, 2682 nt
Organism: Cylas formicarius (sweet potato weevil)
Lineage: Eukaryota; Metazoa; Arthropoda; Insecta; Coleoptera; Brentidae
Gene: mRpL20
Product: large ribosomal subunit protein bL20m
Exons: 3
Coding region: 160-609 (149 amino acids)
Biological process (GO): ribosomal large subunit assembly; translation
Cellular component (GO): ribosome
Molecular function (GO): structural constituent of ribosome; rRNA binding
Source: RefSeq, a predicted model, not a curated record
UUAUUCGUACCCAAUCUGUCUAUUCUGUGCGUUCUUUGACUAUUUUAGGUUGUGUUCAAAUGUCUUCUAAAACUAUUGUAGGAAAUUAAAUCUUGCCGAAUUUAUAGAUAUCUUAAAUUUGAAAACUUGUAAUUGAAUAGCGAAAAGGGUUAUAAAGAAAUGGUGUUUCUGUCGGCCGUGAAUUUUGUGCGAUCAAGAGGUCCAGACGAGUUUUGGCGUAAACGAAAAAUUUUGAAACUCUCUGCGCACUUUAUUGGAAGAAGGAGAAAUUGUUAUAGUAUUGCAAUUCGCUACGUCCACAGGGCUUUAGUUUAUGCUACCAAAGGCAGAAAAUUGAAAAAGUUUGACAUGAGAAAUCUGUGGGAAGCCAGGCUUACUGCAGCAUGUGCUCAACAUGAAAUAAGUUAUAGCACAUUCCGAGAAUCACUUCACAGAUCAGAUAUACUUUUGGAUCGCAAAACUCUAGCCGAUUUGGCUUGCUGGGAGCCAUAUACUUUUAAAGCUCUUGCUGAUAUUGCGAAGCGAAAGGCUGUAGAUGACGGUUUAGCUGGUGCUACAGAUACUCAGGAACUAGACGGAAUAAUAUUAAGAGGUACUUUAAGAAAGUAAAAGUGUCAAAUUAAUUUAUAUGGUAGUGUUUUAAUAAACAGCAUAAAUUAUUCUCUUUUUCUUAUUAUCCUGUUAUUGUAUAUUUUCUGAAUUUGUUUAAUUAUUUAAUUGUAGUUUUUUUAAGCUAACUUUAUAAAAUAAAAAAAAGUUCUGCUUUGCAAUUCUCAACCUAAGUUAAGUACUCCAUACUAAAAAUAUGAGUUUCUUUAUAUUAGGGUUGUAAAGGGGUAAAAGGGCACUCAUUGGGUCCUAUCUCAAAAAGUAAUUGUAAAAACUUGGGGUAAAAAAAGUUACGAUUAAAAAGAAAAGCUGGAAAUUAUUUUUAAAUUUCUCAAAUGCCUGCCAGGGGGCAUAAUUGCAUUCUUGAAUUUGAAAACCUGUUGUUUGAGAAAUAAUCUUAUAUUAAAGAUAACUAAAAUAAACACAAUUCUAAAGUUGGGAUAAAUUCGAUUCGCCUACAUAAAUUAGUUUUUGUUCUACCUGUUAAGGGAAAAGUGGUGGGGGGUCUCCGAAUCUUUUUAGAAAUAAUUGUCAUUAACAAUAGCCGAACGUAUUUUGUCAAACUUGCAGUCGUUGAAAAAGGUUCUUCAUUGCCUCACUACAAAUAAAAUUUAUCAAAAAAAUUAAAUGCAACGAUAUCUCGUUUAUUGCAACAAAAGACAGUCAAUUUCGAUACUUCUUUCCUAAACUACAUCAGUAAAAGAAAUACCAAAGUAAUGUCGCCAUAUUUAGGAAUAUUUUUAGCUUACCUACCAUUAUUAAAUAUUCUUAACUUAAAAACCCACGACUUUCCCUUAAGAGAUAGAUCAAAAAGCAUUUAACGAAAAAGAAUUGAAUUUAUUCCAGCAUUACGGUGUUCAUUUUAGUUAUGUAUAAUAUAUUUAUGAUAUAAACAUAUUUUUCGAGAUAGGGCCGAGUGCCCUUCCUUCUCGGACACCCGAUGCAUUGAAACGAUUUGAGAAGCUUGCAGCACGCCAAUUUGUUAUACGGGGUCUGCCGCACACCACUGAUUGCUCAUAAGAUGAUUGGUUGAUCCAAUUUGUUGCAUUGAUGUUAAUAACAAACUGUGUCCAGUUUUUUAUAUAGAGCUACUAUAUUGAAAUUGAGCAAAAAAAUUGAUUUGAAAGGUAAAAUAUAGCGGAAAAUUAUUUUCUCUUUCAAACUUCUAGCGAUAUUUUAACAAAAUUUGGUAGCCAAUGUUGCAUGAAUAGACUUAGUUUAGUUAUUAAGUGGCCAAGUGAUGCGCAAUAAGCUAUAAUUUUUUUAACAAAAAAAAAAGUUACAUUUAUGAAACUAAAAACGAGGUCUUGAUUAGGUUUAAGGGUCAUAAGGGCAAACUUUCAUAGGACAUUCAUAUUUGUUGUGAAGACAAUAUCAAGUUCCAAUCAACCGACUUCACCCUAUCCCUAGCAGUGCUCUAUCACUGUAAUGAAGCUUAAGCGUCAUGCUCAUAGUUGCUUAUAAUUUGUACAAAUAAACUUUACUGUGAUAAAUAUAUUUUUUGUAACAAUUAUUCACAAAAACAAAAAUUAUAGUCGUGCUGAGUGUAGAAAUAUAACAUUGACAUGACAUUGAUUGGAUGAGUUUUCUUCCAAAACUGAUCUAAAAAUAUCACACAAAGAUUGAUAUAUGUCAACUAACAAAUUCUCAUCAUAAUGUAAAGUACAGUACAUAUUUAUCUGCUACUUUUAGACUACAUAUGCCGAGACAUGUGUUAUUAUUUAAAUUGUGGACCCUUUUCUUGAAUCAAAAGCUUUUUGCACAAUAUUAACUUAAAUCUCUUACAAUACUAAGAUUUUAAAGCUAGAGACAAUUCUGACUAUUUUUAGAGCUCCAUAAGCCUUCCUUAGUCUUUUUCACUGAUUAGUUAUUGUUAUGCUUGUUACCGCAAUAUUGAACUUUGGAAUAGCAUUCCAAAAUUGACUAAAAUUGAAGUCCUAUUCCAAAUUUAAAAAUUAAAGUAAGAAACAUAUUUUUUACCGGUACCGCAAUUUGCAUAAAAAGAGAAUCAAAUCAAAAUAGAAGCUCCAAAAAUAAUUUUAAAGAAUAUAUCAAACGCAUGGAAAGAUAUUU